GAUUCGUACUAUCAAAUUUACAUUAUUUGAAGAAGUAAUGAAUAAUGUGAAUUAAAAUUGGUUACCUAUCUCAUGGUGAUUAUCAUUGUGGCAUGACACAUUUAGUCAACGUAUACGUCAGUCAAUCGGAUGUGACCAAAUUUAAGAGCAUACCAUUUGAUGAUCCCGACAGAGACGAGCGCAUUCAGACUGCACAACCCUCAAACGAAGCAACAAGAUAUUGCCCAAAUCAAGCAUCUAAAAUGCCCUAUCAUCAAGCUGAUUAGAAACCAGAUGGAAUUAGCCGAAAGACAAUUUUGCGAAGCGUACAGUAGAUGCCAAAAGAAAAAGAGUUUAAGGUACCGAUUAUGGGAAAAUAGAUGGUCAUUGCUUAAGUGGAUUAUGGUGCUGCUGAUGAUGGUUAGUCUUUUCGUAUACGGAGCGCUGAUUGGCGCUGGUCUUUGUGCUUGCAGCGUAGCCCGCCAUAACUUGCCCUGCGCGAAGACAUUGUCCUUUCUGCCGGGGUUUCAAAUUGCUAGCAGACAUUCGUAUAUUUAUUAGUUUUACAUAUAUACAGCAAUAUAUUUUCAGUUAUUCUAAGCAGCGGCAGGUAAAAUAUAUUUUUUGAGAAGAUUUUCCCAUACCAGUAACAGUAUAACUGCAACCCAUUACGAGCUUCA
Cylas formicarius (sweet potato weevil) is the source of this 659-nucleotide messenger RNA. RefSeq lists its product as uncharacterized. The record is from RefSeq and is a predicted model, not a curated record. The coding region runs from base 160 to 540 and encodes 126 amino acids. The transcript has 2 exons. NCBI's taxonomy places the organism in Eukaryota, Metazoa, Arthropoda, Insecta, Coleoptera, Brentidae.